AUGGAACAGUCGGUGAUAACUGAACAUGACUGUAACGUUCUCGGCGGUCUCUUUCAGAUCAUUGUCAACGAUCUCAAGGGCGGCGCGUCUACAUGGGAAGACUUCCUGCUAAAAGCGAGCAAGUUUCAGAAUCAAUUAAAAGCCACCAUUAGCUCUUCAACGGCCUUUCUUGAUUCAUUCCAAAAAGUUGCUGACAUGGCAACUACAACACGAGGUGGCACGAAAGAAAUCGGAACGGCUUUAACACGUCUAUGCCUUCGUCAUCGAUCAGUGGAAGCCAAGUUGAAGUCGUUUUCCAGUGCCAUCCUCGACUGUUUAAUCAUUCCACUUCAGGACCGAAUUGAAGAGUGGAAAAAGACGACUGUUCAACUGGACAAGGAGCACAGCAAAGAGAUGAAGCGACUGAGACAGGAGUUCAAGAAACGUCAAAUCUGUGAUCCACUCAUGACGUCGAAUAGCUUUCGCUCAAAGAAACAUUCGUCUCGAAUGGGUAAAAACUCCAAAUACGAUUUUGGCAUCUACGGCACAAUUGGCGCGGCCAACAAAUCAAGCAAUUCCAACUUGUCGCGUUCCCUCGACUCGGAGAUUGAAUCCAACGAGCGACUACAGCAAUCACUGAUGCUCUUUGAGGAUCUGGAGAAGAAGGCGGUGCGCAGAGCUCUCAUUGAGGAGCGUAGUCACUUCUGUUUACUGGUCAACUUCCUGAGACCAGUCGUGGAGGAGGAGAUUGCCAUGAUUCAGGAAAUAUCACAUAUCCAGGAGAUAAUGGAGUCGCUGUGCAAGCUGACCACCGACCCGUUUGAUCUUCCACCGUCAAGUGAAACCGUCAUUUCCAGUUUGAAGGUGAGCAAAAAUGGCAGCACUGUGUGGAACUUCCAGUCGCCGCCAAGUUCACCUAGCUCACUUGGAUCUCGCAAAUCGAGCAUGUGCUCCAUAUCAAGCUACAACAGCUCUUCCAGCAGCAGCACUUACGGCCCCACUGGACCCAACAAAUACCUUUCUCUAACUCAUAUUCCUACCAGCACCUACACAACAAACAUUUACUCUCAAUCAAACAUUCAGUCGGAGAGCGUCUAUGCAAAGAAAACCGAUUCUCCGUCUUCUCAAGUGUCGAGUCAACUUGAGUCAACUGUCACCUCUAAUGGACGCUAUGGAAAUGGCAAUGAGAGCUCUACCGCUCACGAGCUUCAAUUUCCAAGCAACAGUACUGACAGUAGUUCCACUGUUGUCGACGAACACGGUUUCUACCGGAAUCCGCCGCUGAUUCUCAACUCAACCAAUCCCUUUCUCAACUCCUACACUCCCGAAGUGAGCAUUUACCAGUCAACCAAUACCUCUAGUCAGAACUCAUACUCGUCAGUGCAGAGUGAGGGCAACAUCUUCUCGGAAGGCUCCAUUACGCCGACUAAUUGUGAGCUAGUUGGCAAUGCUGGGCCCUUUUCCCCUCAAACUGAGCAACCCGCUUCCACUUCUACCAAGUCAAGUAAGCCGCCUCCGGCGCCGCCAGUUCGGCGAACCUCCUCCAUUUCCAAUCCCAAUGCAAUUACCAUGGGCACUCUGAAGAGUGCUGGAAUCAGUCCCAACUACGAUGAAGCCGGCAAAAAUCUCUCGGUCUACGAUGAAAUUAACGUCUUGACCAAGUCAAUGAAUGACAUCAACUACACGCUAAAGUACACUGACUUUGCCAACGCAACUACCUCAUCGCCCUCAAGCAACUCUCCGCAGGCUACUGUUCAUUCCACAGAGGAUAGCCGGUACAACACUGAUAAGAGUGGGGAAUACCACUCGGUGAAGAAUGUCUUUGAGAAUCACUACAUUUCCCCGCCAAUGACCACUCGAUCCAGCAUUGAUGAGGACUCCUCUCAGUUGCCCCUUCCUGCGCCUCCGCCCGAGGCCUUCAUUGACAUGUCGAGCAGUCACCCGGAGCAUCAUCACUACAAUAAGAUCACCAAUGUUCACCGUGAUUUCCUAGAGACCCUUAACUCCAAACUGAGCCAGUCGCCACUGGCAAACCAGAGCUCCAGUUCGCGCUCCUCAAAGAGACGAAACUCCAAUCACUCGUCGGACGACUGUGACAGUUCACUAUCAUCGCAUCAAGGAAAAUCACGAAGCUCGACAGCUCGAAGUGCUUCCACUACGCGGACUCUGAGCAGGAAAAAUUCAUUUGAAAAGAGUGCUUUAAUUGGCAAUUUCCGUGAAAACUUUAUCGACAAGCUGAAUCACUCGCUGGUGGCGAAGCACCAGAAUGCUGAAAUUGCCAAGGCGGCCGCGACGAAUGCACUGCAGCGUAAGCAGUCGGUGCCCGAUCUCAAUGAGCUAAACAAUGCCAGUCUGAAGAGUCAAAAUCGAGUCACCUUCUCGAGUUCACUAAACCUGAACGCUCCCAGUCAGUCGGGCGGCUUUCAGGUGGUCCAGAUACAGACCAACCCGACGCAGCAGCCAAUUUACGCUAGUCGAAACCAGUUGAGACGUGAAAUUCAGGAGCUUUACGGAUCACUGGGCACUGGAAUUUAUGGCUCCCUUCCCUCGGACAGCUCCUACCUGAAUGGAUUCUUCAAUAAGCUGUAG
This is a messenger RNA of Rhagoletis zephyria (snowberry fruit fly), 2568 nucleotides long. The record is from RefSeq and is a predicted model, not a curated record. NCBI's taxonomy places the organism in Eukaryota, Metazoa, Arthropoda, Insecta, Diptera, Tephritidae.